GCGUGCUCCGAGUAUUGAACAAGCGCUCGCUGGCGUCACCCUUGUAGUAAAUUUAGACCUCCUCUUCCUUUUUAUUUUGUCUCUUUGGAUUUAAUAACACCAUAUAAAAUGAAUAACCUAAUGUGGACGGCGGGACGGUGUUUGCGGUCCGGAUCAGCGGCCUUUUUCCUCUCCAGACCGGUGGACGGGGGAGUGCGCUUGGCCUCGGCUCGGCUCCUGUGCGCGGCUAGUUCAGACAUUCAGAAAGACCUUGGUGAAAUGGUGAAGAAGGACAAAGUUGUGGUGUUUAUGAAGGGGACACCGGCUCAACCCAUGUGUGGUUUUAGCAAUGCCGUGGUACAGAUCCUACGAAUGCACGGGGUGGACAGUUACGCAGCCUACAACGUUUUGGAAGACCAGGAUCUGAGACAGGGCAUCAAGGUGUUUUCCAAUUGGCCCACAAUCCCUCAGGUUUACUUCAACGGCGAGUUUGUUGGAGGCUGUGACAUCCUUCUCCAAAUGCACCAAAAUGGAGAUCUAGUGGAGGAGCUGAAGAAGCUAGGCAUUAGCUCUGCUUUAGUAGACGCCGAGAAGGAAUCAAAGUAAAGGCACAAUAAGAGACAUUUGAGGAAACAGAGACACAAGGACAUUGAGGGGUGAUAAUCCUGUUCACAUCACAAAACAGGUAAACAUUAUAAUGAGAUGACACAACAUUAAAUUUAGGUGAUGGCAGAUUGUUGAUUUUGAGGUCUAGAUGGAGUGAUAAUAUAUAGGGAUAAUGGAUCUUGUUACAGAACUUCAACCUAUAAUUUUAGUAUUUGUUUUUUUCAAUAUUUCAUAUGAACUUGCCGCAUAAUCGAUAGAGGCUACAAGAAUACUGCCUUUCUCCCCCAUCCAAAAGCGUAACAUCACCUAGAAUCUGAAAACAAGCUAUAUUUUGUGACAUUAAUGGUCUUUGUUAAUUGUGUGUGUUAUUAAAGGAAUAGUCCUGUAUUUUUCAAUACUUGUGCGUGGAAUCAGCUAAAAAGCCCCAAUUUUGACAGCUUUUAAGUCACACUUGCAUUGACAGAAAUAUUAACCUAAAAUAGUGGUUUCUGUGGCCUCAUAACUGACAAUAAUUCUAUACUAUAUUUUUAAUGUUUACAGAAUUUCUAACAUAAUUCUUCACUCACCUUAUUUAAGAUAUAUUUUUUUAUAUAUUCAAAGGUGCAGGUUAUUAAAAUCAUUCUUUACAUUGUCAGUCAGGUUAGCCUUGUCUACAUAAUUUUAAGUCUUUGCCUUGUUCACUGUAUCUACUUCAAAACCAAAGGACUACAACCACAACUUCAACUAUAUUACUUAACCACUACACAAUAAUGUUUAUACCUACAUCCAAAUGUGUCCCUGUUGUAAGAGUACACCUCCCAGAAUACAAAUGGACAUAUUUUUUUAGAACACAUAAAAACUGAUUCUGCUGUACAGUUGUAUUAUUAUGUAGUACACUGUAAACUAUUGUACAUGUAAAGUCUAUUAUCAAAUGUAUUUUAGUUGCACGUAAAAAACCUGGGCACUAUUAAAUAUUUUGACACAAAA
This is a messenger RNA of Periophthalmus magnuspinnatus, 1551 nucleotides long. It is a transcript of the gene glrx5, whose product is annotated as glutaredoxin 5 homolog (S. cerevisiae). NCBI's taxonomy places the organism in Eukaryota, Metazoa, Chordata, Actinopteri, Gobiiformes, Gobiidae. The record is from RefSeq and is a predicted model, not a curated record. The coding region runs from base 109 to 585 and encodes 158 amino acids. The transcript is spliced from 2 exons.